AUGUCCACCUACCCUGAAGAACGCGUGCUUAAGCCCCUCGAUCCGGUACCCGAUGAUGUGAAUGACUGGCCGGAUUUCGCGCUGCGAGAAGCCAAGAUCUUCCAUCAGGGCAAAGGCAGAUAUGCGGAGCUGCUGCAGGCUUCCGAGGAGACACCGUUAUGCGUCCUGGGCGAAUUGAUGCCUUUGGACGAUGAGCAGGAACACCUAGCAUUAAUUAACGACCCGCUCUAUGUACGAAUAAAGAUUGAAAAUGUUACCCAUUACAGUUUUGGUCAAGACGAUGACGGAAAACCGGUGAUCUGGGCUGCUGGAAAAGCCGGAUGGUACGAGAUUUCGCCCUCAGAUCGCUAUCUGAACCAUUACAAUGAUACAGUGGAGGCGAUCGACUUGUUUUAUUUCAUGGUCGACAAGCAGCAGAAGCUGCCACGGAAACGACAAAAGUUCGGGUUCAUGGUUGACCCCUUCCUGACGGAUUAUCAAAAACACACCGGGUAUAGAAUUGACGAUGACGACGAAGCCAUGGAAACGAUCCACAAGCACCACAAUUUUCUUCUGAAGCAGAUGAUUGAGGAACGAGAAGGCAUUGACUGGUCGCAGACACAUUUAUGGAAGCACCUAGCUGAGACAUAUGCGGACGAGGUGGCAGAGCUGAAGGCAAAGCUGGCUCAAGCGAACCAGGCCAAUGGGGCGGACGAAACUGAGUCCGUCGAAGAGGAGGAAGAAGAAGCACAGGAAGAUUCAGGGGAACCACAAGAAGAUGGCAGCCGUAUCAACGAGUCCGAUAGAGGAUCUCAAGGCCCUUCAGAAGGUGCUUCAAGUUCCGAGUCCGUUCCAGAACUGGAGCCCAUUGACUGGACCAAAACGAUUUGGGAUCUGCUCAAUGUUCUUCGCAAAUCGGCCAACUUCAACAUGCGUCAUUGUGGUAUUGACGAGGCGGCUACUGAACUACAGAAACUGCCUUCAUUCGAGGGGAGUCACGAGGAUGCAAUUGCCGCGUUAGAGCGCUCAGCCGAACCCUUACUCAGAUUGAUGAAUGAGGCUAAACUCCGGAAGAAGUUUAAUUGGUCUACCCGGAGAAUAUAUGAUGAGUUGGAAGCCACCCUGGCGGAGGAAGUGGCCGAGGAGGUCAUGAAAACACCUGGCAAACCUGGCAAACAGCGCCAUCGCAUGAAAUCUGUCCUCCGGCCCAGCGGCGCCGGCAAGGCACACAAACGUGCACAAGGUGCGGGAGACUCCCUUGACGAGGACGAGGAAAUGAGCGAUCUCCCCGUCACGACUCCAGUUGCGCGACGGCAGGGCGCACCGCUGCUUAACGGAGUCGUAGAAGCGGACGCUGAAUCGGUGGGAAGCCGUGAGGACAGUCCGAGUCGACAGCUUAAUGGCCACCUCGAUCCCGACCCUGACGCAUUGCCCGAACUGCCGCCCGGCCCAGAAGCACAAGAGAUGCUUGAUCUUGUGACGCAAGAGGCAAAACGCGUUGGAAGACAGCACCAGACAUCACACCUUCAGGCAUUUUUGGGCCAGUGGGUGAUCUGA
Messenger RNA from Capronia coronata CBS 617.96, 1536 nucleotides. RefSeq lists its product as uncharacterized. The record is from RefSeq and is a predicted model, not a curated record. The coding region runs from base 1 to 1536 and encodes 511 amino acids. Lineage: Eukaryota; Fungi; Ascomycota; Eurotiomycetes; Chaetothyriales; Herpotrichiellaceae. The transcript is spliced from 2 exons.